Molecule: messenger RNA, 471 nt
Organism: Rotaria socialis
Lineage: Eukaryota; Metazoa; Rotifera; Eurotatoria; Philodinida; Philodinidae
Source: the annotation of a GenBank genome assembly
AUGGCCAAUUCUACAAAAAAUACAAACAAACAGCAUCCAGUCCCCGAUGUAUUCGCAGAAAGUGUCGUGGAAAAGACUCAACUAGUCUGGGUCAAUAGCACCAUCGCAGAAAACGAAAGCGACUUUCGUCACAUUUUGAAGGAAUUAUACAAACUGAUUCGUCGUGUAUCUUUCUUCGAACAGAUUGAUCAGUGCGUACGUUUCCUCGCAGAUGUCCCCAACGAAAAAGCUAUUGUCGUUGUAUCGAAUGCUUUUGGACAAGAUAUGAUUCCUCAAAUUCAUUCUAUGAUUCAAGUCGAUACAAUUUAUCUUUUAGGUGACAUUCAAGCACCCAGUGAGCAAUGGAUCAAAGAAUGGCCAAAAAUCAAGGGACAAUAUAGUUCCGUUACAUCUGUCUUUGAAGCGAUUCAGAGAGUUAAUAAACAAUAUAAUCAAAAUUCGAUACCAAUCAGCUUCAUGCCCAUAAUGUAG